Molecule: messenger RNA, 2046 nt
Organism: Trypanosoma cruzi
Lineage: Eukaryota; Euglenozoa; Kinetoplastea; Trypanosomatida; Trypanosomatidae
Exons: 1
Coding region: 1-2046 (681 amino acids)
Source: RefSeq, a predicted model, not a curated record
AUGAAUCGGGUGGGAUCGGCACGCAAUAAACAAAAGAAGGAGAGAUACGUGUGUGCAAUACAUUUUUAUUACAGGAGUUAUUUGUCCCCCAUUUCUCAUUAUUGUUUUAUUAUUAUUAUUAUUGUGGUUGCCGUGAUGUGUUUUUUCUUUUUUUUCUCCGUGCUUAACGUGAGGCCAGUUGGUGCUUGCUGCUGUUUAUUUAUUUAUUUGGUGGAUUUUUUUUUUUUUCUUUUUUUUUGCUUUGCCAUUUCUUUUACUUCAAAGGGAUUGUUUUUAAAGAAAAAGAAAGGGGACUGGUGGAAUCGCUUCUCGUUAUUUUUAUUUGUGAUGCACAGUGGUGGGGUGCAGAAGGCGGCGGCAGGAGCACCGCAGCUGCCGCCGACCGCCGCCUUUUGGGAGGAGAUGGAGAUGCAGAAAAAAGAAUCGCAGGAGCUUCAGGCGAAAAUUGAGGCAUUCUGCAGUCUUUUUUGUCCGGAGCAAAUGCAUCUGGCGCCGUUUUUAUCCAUUGAGUUUUGCGGUCGUGAGGAAGAGCUUGAAGGAAUAUUGAGUGCCAUGUACGGUCACUCACUCUCGAAGAUGCUUCGCGCGAGAGGCGAUGAGGAGAAAGAGAAGGGUGCGCACUCAACUGGUGGUGCGGUGACCGAUUCAGAUAACGAUUUUAUGGCGCAGGCCGUGGCUCUUUCAUCUUUUUUUGGUCUUGGCCGUCAUUUUGUGCCGGCAGUGUAUGCGCAGACGAAGCGUACGAGGAAUCGAAGAAGAAUGUCGUGGGGAGCGUGGCUGCCAAAGGAUGAAGAGGAGUGGAGCGCAGUGGAAGGCGUAGGAAAAGAAGAGGAGCGUCAAAUAAAACAAACCGUUCUGUUUGAGGUGAUUGCUGCCCUUUUCCCUGACUUUUUGUGCACUGUUUUGGAGGAGGGCGAACAGCGUACUGCCUUUGUGGCUAAACGGCUAGCCGCCUUUUUAUCGUUUCAUGAACCUGAGAGUGACGUGAAAAAAUAUCUUGUGUCGCACGGCGGACGCACACAUUUUGGCAGGAGUUUCCGUAACGUCUUUAUGAAGCACUAUUUCUCUUUUCUUAAAGAGUGCUCGGGAACAAAUCUGUCUCUUGAUGACCUUGACGAAGUGGGUUCUCUCUCUUCCAGUUCUGUUGUGACAAUCGAAUCUGCGGGUGGUGGUGAAGACACAACGAGUCGACGCCGUAAGACGAAGGCGGUAUUGCGUGAGUGGACUACAGCAUACGGGUUGCGUGCGCACUCCACUCCAAUGCCCUCUAGAUCGUGUCCUGAGCUUCAUAACGUGGCGGUUGACACGGAGGAGCUAAGUGCGAUGGAGCGAAUGAGGGCAAUUAAGUUGCGAUUGAGCCGCGCGGAAAUGGGAACGAUGACACAGUCGCAGCCACCAGCAUUUGGCUUUGAUGGCACCAAACCUGCAACGCGUCGUUUCUACGGCACGGGAGCACCAUUUUGGGGUGGUGCUCACAAUGAGAUACAUGCGGCCGCAGCUCGAUGGAAACAGAAUUGGUUUCAGAAUCCAGAAGAGCACAUCUUGCCAAAUUCUUCUAUUGUCUUGGAGACCAACAGCUGCCAAAAAUGUCUCUUUUUAGAGGCACAACUAGCGGAGACCAAAGCGGCCUUUCAACGUGCCUCCAGGAAGUUUGUUGCAAAUGAGGAGCAGCAGUAUUAUAACGAGGCCUCAUGCUAUGCGAAGCAGAAGGAAAUUCUUUAUCCCUUUGAUGUAUCUGAGGUGGAUGGCUCUUCCUCAAAAAAAUUUAUGCCGCAACAUUUGGUUCAACCGUCUCAUGGGUGUCUCAUGUGUCAAGAUUUGCGGCAACGCAUUAAAAGUCUUGAGCAAAGGCUGCGCGAAAGCUAUGAUAAUUGUCGUGAACUCAUUGUCAAGUUGCGCCGCAUCCAACUCCCACCACCGCCUCAUAUGUGUGUAAUUUCUUCUUCUGUUAACGAGGUGAAGAAAAGGGAUGUUUCCACAAUGACAGAACUGACCGGGCAACAGUUAGAUGAGUGUAUUGGGUACAUGAUCCUGGAAUCUUUGUAG